This is a messenger RNA of Enterobius vermicularis (human pinworm), 1959 nucleotides long. The record is from the annotation of a GenBank genome assembly. NCBI's taxonomy places the organism in Eukaryota, Metazoa, Nematoda, Chromadorea, Rhabditida, Oxyuridae.
AGUGAAGUAAUGAAUAGGACAAGAAAAAGUUUUGGGACGGACGAUUUUGGUGUAAGUGAAAGUAGCAGAAAAGUUAUUGAUAAACUAAGGAAGAAGCGAUUCGCAAAAAGGAAACGUCGCUCUCAGGUUGAAAGCGUUGAGGCAGACGAUACAAAACGUUUUACGAGUUUUUCUUCGUUCCCACUGUCUAAGCAGACUCAGGAAGGCCUUGAGAAAAAUCACUUUUUGAAACCUACGGAGAUUCAGCGUGAUUCUCUCCCUUUCUCUCUGAGAGGUGUUGAUGUAGUAGGAGCUGCGAAGACUGGAAGUGGCAAAACACUUGCUUUCCUAAUUCCAUUAUUAGAGUGUCUCUGGCGUCAACACUGGUCAAGAACCACAGACGGUCUAGGUGCUCUUGUGAUUACACCUACUCGCGAACUAGCUUAUCAGAUCUUUCAAGUAUUAAAUAGGAUUGGCGGCAGUCAUCAUUUUUCUGUUGCUCUUUUAAUUGGAGGAGGUGAUAUCGAAUUUGAAAAGAACCGUGUACAGAAGGUAAACAUUGUCAUAUCUACUCCUGGUAGAUUGUUGCAGCAUAUGGAUGAAAACAGCAUGUUUACUUGUGACCAACUGCAAAUGCUUGUUAUAGACGAGGCUGAUCGGAUACUGGACUUAGGUUUUGCUUCUCAGAUGGAUGCUAUUUUGAGCAAUUUACCAAACGAAAGACAGACUCUUUUAUUUUCUGCUACUCAAACAACAAACGUGGAAGAGUUAACGAGGUUGGCAUUAAGGGAUCCAAUCUACGUUUCAGUUCACGAAAAUGCUUCUGAAGCAACCCCUGAGCAGUUGCAACAGAGCUAUCUUAUAUGCCGGGACGAAGACAAAAUAAACUUUUUAUGGUCCUUCUUUAUGAACCAUCAGAAAAAAAAAUCUCUGGUUUUUGUGUCUACCUGUAGACAGGCUCGUUUUCUAACUAAAGCUUUCCACCAUUUACGCCCCGGUUUGCCUGUUUUUGGUUUGUGGGGUACUAUGAAUCAAAGCAGAAGACUACAAGUCUUUGAAACGUUUAACGAAAGAAAGUCUGCAGCAGCAAUGGUUGCUACCGAUGUUGCUAGCCGUGGGCUUGAUUUUGCACGAGUCGACUGGGUAAUCCAAUUAGAUUGCCCUGCUACUGUUGAGGAUUACAUCCACAGAGUAGGAAGAACUGCAAGAAUGGAUGAGAAAGGAGAAGCGGUAUUAGUUUUAACUCCGAGUCAGGAAAAGUCUAUGUGCAUUCGCCUUGCUGCUCGCAAAGUUCCCAUCAGUAAGAUUAGGUUAGGAUUGAUUCAUUUAACAGGAAGAACUCUGGCUGAUAUUUCGAAUAAAUUACAAAGCAUUCUUAUAAAGAUUGAAGGCCUAAAACAGUUUGCACAACAGGUUUUCAAAUACAGUAACAUAUUUGAUGUGGCGAGUAUAGAUGUCGGUGCGCUAGCAAAUUCCUAUGGCCUGUCUACUGCGCCGCGACUAAGGUUCCUGACUCGUGCUUCUCGGAACAACAAAAGAAACGCACAGUCUAAGGAUGAUGAAGCUGUAAAGGAAAAUGGGAAUAGAGAAAAAACUUGUUCUGAACUACUAGAUAUGUUUAUGGAAGCUGGGAGGUCGGAUGAAGCGAAGAAGCUAAAGAAACGUUUAGCAAAGGAGAAACAGGAUGUAAACAAAGAUGAAGCGUCGAUUGAUCUUGGUGUCGAAGACGAAAGCGAUGGAGACGAAGUUGAUUUAUCUUGGUUACCCGAUCCUGACAAGCCUAAGAAGUACGACGCUUUAUGGAACGAAAUGUCGGAUGCUGAAAAGGAAGUUGGUCUUAUUUUUUUUGAAACAGGUUCUUUAGCUAAAAUGAAAAAACAUGUUUCAUAUGUGACUGGCUGGCCAGAAGUUAUUCUUUUUGAUAUUUUGUAUCACUUGCUGGAGCAAUUCAGAGAGUCUGCAGAUAGGUUUAAUUGUUAA